AUGACCCGCUCUCAAACUCUAGAUUCGCAUCCAGAAACAAAGCCCAAGUGGUGGAAAGAAGCCACGGUGUACCAGAUCUACCCAGCCAGUUUCAAAGACACCAAUGGCGACGGGUGGGGCGACCUUAAGGGAAUCACCGAAAAACUGCCUUACAUCAAGCGUCUCGGAGUAGACGUUAUUUGGAUGUGUCCCUUCUACGACUCGCCCCAGCAGGACAUGGGCUACGAUAUCGCGGACUAUGAGAAAGUCUGGCCACGGUACGGAACGAACGAAGAGUGCUUCGAGCUCAUUGACAAAGUGAAAGCGCUGGGCAUGAAAGUUGUGGUCGAUUUGGUGAUCAACCAUUGUUCGGCAGAUCACAAAUGGUUUCAGGAAUCGCGCUCAUCCAAGGACAACGCUAAGCGUGACUGGUUCAUCUGGAAGCCGGCCAAGGGGUUCGACUCCGAAGGUAAGCCAAUCCCACCCAACAACUGGCGCUCGUUCUUUGGAGGAUCUGCGUGGGAAUGGGACGAAAAGACACAGGAGUUUUACCUGCGUUUGUUCGCGUCCAAACAGCCCGAUUUCAACUGGGAACUCUCGGAAGUCCGUCAAGCGAUCUAUGAAACCUCGGUGGGAUUCUGGCUCGACCGUGGCGUUGACGGCUUUCGGAUUGACGUUGGUGGCAUGUAUUCCAAAGACCAGAACUUUCCUGACGCAGAGGUUAAAGACCCUACGGUCGAGUUCCAAGACCCCUUAAAGCAUUUUGCCAACGGACCUCGUAUUCACGAGUUUCACAAGGAAAUGCAUCAGUUUAUGGUUGACCGUGUUACGGAUGGUCGCGAGUUGUUGACCGUGGGCGAAAUUGGGUUUGGUACCGAAAAGGACUUCGUAGAGUACACGAGUGCCAAAGAACGUGAAAUUGGUAUGAUGUUCAACUUCAAGCACGUCAGUGUAGGCGAGGAUCCUAACUUCAAGUUCAAGCUGGUACCCUUCUCGUUGAAAGACUUCAAAUUGGCGGUUGCGGAGAGUUUCCAAUUUAUUAACGGCACCGAUUGCUGGUCUACUAUCUACAUCGAAAAUCACGACCAGCCUCGUAGUGUCUCGCGUUUUGGUGACGAUUCACCAGACUGGCGCGCUAUAUCUGCCAAAAUGUUGUCAGUUUUGGAAAUUUCCCUCACCGGUACCCUUUUCGUUUAUCAAGGUCAGGAGCUGGGACAACCCAACAUCAAGGGUUGGACUAUAGAUCAAUAUGAAGACGUGGAACUACACGGCAAUUACGACUACAUCAAGAAGCAGUUUGGUGAAAACUCCAAGGAAAUGAAGCAUUUCCAUGAAGCAGUUCCGGUCAUUUCCCGCGAUCACGCACGUACCCCAUUUCCAUGGACCGCCGAAAAUCCCAGUGCCGGCUUCAGUACAAGUACAACGCCAUGGUUUGCUUUAAAUCCAUCUUAUCCUGAGGUCAAUGCAGAGAGUCAACUAAACGACCCCCAAUCUGUUUACAACUUCUGGAUCAAAGCCUUGAAAAUUAGAAAAGAGCAUAAGAACAUUCUUGUCUACGGAUAUGACUUUGAAUUCCACGACCUCGACAACGACAAAUUGUUUUUGUUCACCAAGAAAUACGAGGACAAGACUUUGUUUGCGGCGUUCAACUUCUCUAGUGACAUAGUUGAGUUCACCGUCCCAAUCGAUGGUAAGCUCACUCAAUUAUUUGGCAAUUACGAGGACGUUGAUGCGUCCAGUCCCUUGCAGCCAUGGGAAGGUAGACUUUAUUAUGUGUUCUAA
Molecule: messenger RNA, 1761 nt
Organism: Lachancea nothofagi CBS 11611
Lineage: Eukaryota; Fungi; Ascomycota; Saccharomycetes; Saccharomycetales; Saccharomycetaceae
Source: the annotation of a GenBank genome assembly